This is a messenger RNA of Schizophyllum commune H4-8, 808 nucleotides long. RefSeq lists its product as uncharacterized. NCBI's taxonomy places the organism in Eukaryota, Fungi, Basidiomycota, Agaricomycetes, Agaricales, Schizophyllaceae. The record is from RefSeq and is a predicted model, not a curated record. The transcript is spliced from 2 exons. The coding region runs from base 501 to 716 and encodes 71 amino acids.
GUGGCCUUUCCUGUGUCGGCUGUGCGUAGCGGAAAAGGCGUCUUCAUCGACGUCGAUAAUGGGGAUAGGUUCGGCGCUGGCGGGCGCGCUCCUUUGCUCGGCCUCAAGUUCAGCGACAUCGACGUCGGAUGUGGCGUCUGCGCUUUCCGACGGUAAGGUCGCGGAGGAUUGUGUCCGCUGAGUUGCUUGCGCUGCCCUGGGAACGCUGCUCUCCGUCGUCGAUUUGGCCUGUGUCGUAUGCGGCGGUUCGUCCCGAGUCUGGUCUCUGCGGAUUCUGGACCACCCCUCAUCCCGAGGCAUCUGCACUGGCUGAUCUCUGGAGAUGCGAUCGUUCUGUGACUGUCUCGUAGACCAUCCAGGAGCUGCCGCCCGGUCCUGGGAUUGAGAGCGGGACGCCUCCUCAUUGGAAGUUGAAGCACGAGGUUGACUGGCGGGUGUACGCUUGAUCGUAUUCCACCCUCCUGAAGUCUGGCGGGACCUUCCGUUCUGGUUUGGCUGCGAUGUCCUGUGCAUAUCUGCCUGGGGCUUCUCCCAUUUCCCCAGCUGAGCUUGCCCGGGACCUGCCGUUGGCCACCGCUGCGCCUGUCCCGCACCCUGUGUGGGAGCUGGUCGGCCCCAUCCUGCACCCUGAGAUGGUCGAGACCAUCCCUGGGGGACUGCUGUGGACUGCGAUGGCCGAGCCCAUUUGCCAAGCUGCGACGACGGGUCUUCCUUGAGCUUCGCCGCGGACGACGAUGACCUCGUCGUGACAAGGCUCGGCCUGCGCUUUGCAAACGCGGGAAUCUUGCGUUGCCUGUGCAUUUUGGGG